CGCCCUUCUCGAGGUCAGCUUAUUCAAGGGACACAAAGAAUAUACCACUGUAGUUGCUCACAUGACAACGCGUCAAAAACCACUUUACGCGCUUCCAUGGUCGACGUCAUUGAUUGGUUGACAGAUUUGUACCUAUUCCGGUGGCCAAAGAAAGUCGACAGACUCCGAGUUCACUCUACGAUCCGCAUCUUCUGGGAAGCCCUGCAUCAGGCGUAGUGUGUUUAAUGUGCCUUUCCUCACAUCGCAUGCCUGAUGGUCAGGCUCCAAGGCGCGACCGUCUCGCGUCAACCAGUCAACCGUAAACGAAAGCGCCAGACCAAAGACAAUGGCGACUCCGAGACAACGACGACGACGCCCGAACCUAGCGCUGCCGAAGCAACAACAGUGACAACAACUACAUCGGUUCCUACCAAGACACAUGAUGGAGGCGUCAAACCCAGAAGGGCAAAGUCCACUGCGAAACCAGCACUGCUUCGGCGGAGUUCAUCCACGAACCUCGUUGAGUCCGACAUCCCUUGGCCAGAUCAUUUCAAAUACCUCUUGCAACUACACAAGGCUCUCAAUGUCGUAUACACAUUCUGCUGCACCCGGAAGCAUUUCGCGACGACAUGGGAUAACAUCAAGUCCACGGUAGAAGGACAUAUCAAAAGGCCACUCGUUGAGGAAGAUGUGGCGCAGGUAAAGGCCUUGGUGCCUCGGGCUAUCAAUUUUGCCUAUGUCGACGAGGAGCAUUUGAUGGUCACGAUAAUGGGUGAAGAUGACGGCAUCAAAGGAGGCAGAGCGGACCAUUUCAGGUCACUAGCAGAAGAUGAGAGUGCUCGCAAUGACAACUCCGGGACGCCCAAGGAGCUGCUGCUUUUCGAAUUCAUUGACGGCGAUUUGAAGAGACAGGUGGUUGAUCCAAAGACAGGCGAACCCACUAAAGCCACUCAAAAGCUGCGCAAGGAGGAUCUCAAGAUGCCGGUGUUCAGUCAAAAGUCAAUGUUGAAGCUGAUCGAGAAGCGCAAUGUCAAGUUUACUUCGGCGAUAAAUGCUUUUCUCAACGAGUGCGCUCAAGAGGGUAAAGAUCCAGUUGAAAGGAUCCUAGAUCUCAAGCAGCAGUACAUUCCCGUUCCAUCAUCGAGUCGUUCCACCACACCUGCACCCGAAUCCAUCGGACUGCCCAAGUCUAUUCCCAAAGAACGCAACGCGAUUUCCGAGAUCGUCAAAGAGAUCACCUCGUUGGAAUGGUAUACCGGUCAGAUUGUUCCUGAUGGUCAUCGGGUAUUCGAUCCGCAACCGGCCAUAUAUGGUGACCUCAGCUUUCCACUCUCGCAAAACUUGGUGAAUGCUCUCUACAACAGCAGAGGAAUCACCCAACUUUAUUCUCAUCAAGCCGAAGCCAUCAACAACUUACAUGACGGGCAUAACGUGAUUGUUUCCACAUCGACAAGCUCCGGAAAGUCUUUGAUCUACCAAAUCCCAAUGUUACACGAACUGGAAAAAGACCCUGAAAGUCGCGGCAUGUACAUUUUCCCCACGAAAGCACUCGCGCAGGAUCAAAGACGAAGCAUGAAGGAACUACUGCAGUACAUUCCUGGAUUCGAGAAUAUCCUGGUGGAAACUUUUGAUGGCGACACGCCGAUGAAGGAGAGAAACAUGAUCCGGGACGAGGGUCGGAUCAUCUUCACGAAUCCAGACAUGCUCCACAUUACUAUCCUUCCGCAAGAAAGUGGAUGGAGAACAUUCCUUCGCAAUCUGAAAUAUGUGGUUGUCGAUGAGCUGCACGUCUACAACGGCCUCUUUGGAGCACACGUGGCCUUCAUCAUGCGCCGCCUACGACGUAUAUGUGCGGCUUUGGGCAAUCGCAAGGUCAAAUUCAUAUCGUGUUCCGCAACGGUCGCCAACCCUGAAGAGCACAUGAAGACCAUCUUUGGCGUCGACAAUGUCAAACUGACCGACUUCGACGGCUCACCGUCCGGACGAAAGGAGUUCAUUUGUUGGAACACGCCAUACAAGGAUCCUGGAGAUCCCUCAUCGGGUCGUGCCGACACAUUUGCCGAGACUGCAAGGUUGAUUUGUCAACUCAUUCUGCGAGGUGUUCGCACUAUAGCUUUCUGCCGCGUGCGUAAGCAGUGCGAAGUGCUCUUGGCGGCCGUCAAAGCCGAGUUCACGAACCUUGAGCGACCCGAAUGCGCGGCACUGGUGAUGGGGUACCGUGGCGGGUACUCCGCCCAGGAUCGACGACGGAUCGAAGCCGAGAUGUUUGGCGGCAAGUUGAUGGGCAUCGUGGCCACGACGGCCCUGGAGCUAGGGGUGGAUAUCGGGUCUCUCGACGCCGUCAUCACAAUGGGGUUUCCGUACACGAUUGCCAACCUGAGACAGCAGAGCGGUCGUGCUGGACGCAGGAACCGAGACUCGUUGUCUGUGCUUGUUGGCGACAGCUUCGCGGUGGAUCAGUAUUACAUGCAAAACCCAGAUGAGAUCUUUACCAAGCCCAACUGCGAGCUCCAGGUGGACCUGCAAAACGAGCUGGUGGUGGAAGGACACGUGCAAUGCGCAGCAUUCGAGCUACCCAUUCAACCGGAUGAAGAUGCCAAAUUUUUGGGUAAAAUGUUGCGCGAUAUCUGCGAGGAGAGACUGUCCAAGGACGCAAUGGGGUUCUACCACUGCAAUGAAAGAUUCCGCCCACUCCCAUCUCGAUGCGUAGCCAUCCGCGACACGGAAGAAGACCAUUUCGCCGUAAUCGACAUCACCCACGGGCGCAACGUGGUGCUCGAAGAAGUCGAGGCAUCAAGAGCGUUUUUUACAUUAUACGAUGGCGGCAUCUUCUUGCACCAAGGCAAGACGUUCAUGGUGAAAGAGUUUUCGCCCGAACGCAAAAUGGCGCGCGUGCAACUCGUCAAGGUCGACUGGACCACGCAACAACGCGACUUUACCGACGUGGACCCGAUCGAAACAGAACAAGUGCGUCGGGUAUCCGCGAACUCGUUGACCAAGGCGUUUUUCGGCCGCAUCAAAGUCCACGCCGUGGUGUUUGGCUUUUUCAAGGUCGACCAGAAGCGAAGAAUUCUUGACGCCGUCGCCGUCGACAACCCGCCCAUCGACAUCUUUUCGCGCGGCCUGUGGCUCGACAUCCCGAAAUCGGCGCUCGAGAUCUUUCAACUGAAGAGGCUCAAUCUCGCCGCGGGCAUCCACGCCGCCGAACACGCCCUCAUGAGCCUGAUGCCGCAGUUUGUCGUCAGCAUGCCCGGCGACGUCCGGACCGAGUGCAAAAACGCCCUCAAGGAAUUCGCCAAGCGAGAGACCCAGCGCAAACGGCCUGCCCGCCUGACCUUUUACGAUGCCAAGGGCGGCGCGGCAGGAUCGGGCAUCGCGGCCAAAGCGUUUGAGUUUAUCGAUAUCCUGCUCGAACGGGCUGUCCAGCGCGUCGCCGCCUGCCAUUGUCUUGAGGGUUGCACCGAAUGUAUCUGUGACGAACGGUGUAAGGAGAGGAACAUGAUUAUGAGCAAGGCUGGCGCCGAGGUCAUUCUCAAGAGUUUGUUGGGAAUGGACAUUGACAUCGAUGCCUUGCCCGAGGGCGAGGAGGAGAGGGUUCCUGCUGGCGUGGAGACGGUCAUUUUCGCUUCCGAAGUCUUGGGCAAGAAUGGCCGAAGAGUCCCUGAGAAGGAGUUUCCCAUCAAGCAAGAAGAAGAAGAUAAAGAUGAUGAUUGUGUUAUUAUCAAGGAUGAGCCUGAGGGUUGAGCAAAUCAGAGCUAGCAGUAGAAGCCCACACUGGCUUUUCCUGGUUUAGAAACGAAAGCGUGCAUGAUUGAAAUGUAUAUGUAUAAUACCGCACGACCUAGAUAUAUACUGCAGUGUAGAUGUAUUAUGUACGACAACGAAGCAAUGGACUGGCUCAGGCUCGGCGUGAGCUUUAUGGAUGUGCUUAUGUACAAUACAAAGCCCAAUUCGGCAGCACUGCCAGAGCACGUCAAUUUGCGCGUCGAAGGUCAAAUCGAAAGGAAACAGGGAUAAGAAAAAGGAAAACUCCAUUCUAUUCGUUUCCGGAUUUAUUUAUACCGUAGCUUUUGAUCAGCGUUUAAUCAAUUCUAAUCCAAG
Exophiala dermatitidis NIH/UT8656 is the source of this 4080-nucleotide messenger RNA. RefSeq lists its product as uncharacterized. The transcript has a single exon. Bases 253 to 3723 code for a protein of 1156 amino acids. Lineage: Eukaryota; Fungi; Ascomycota; Eurotiomycetes; Chaetothyriales; Herpotrichiellaceae. Gene Ontology annotation, molecular function: nucleic acid binding; ATP binding. The record is from RefSeq and is a predicted model, not a curated record.